This is a messenger RNA of Macrobrachium nipponense, 9097 nucleotides long. It is a transcript of the gene ari-1, whose product is annotated as E3 ubiquitin-protein ligase arih1-like. Gene Ontology annotation, molecular function: ubiquitin protein ligase activity; zinc ion binding; ubiquitin conjugating enzyme binding. Bases 135 to 1658 code for a protein of 507 amino acids. The transcript is spliced from 9 exons. Lineage: Eukaryota; Metazoa; Arthropoda; Malacostraca; Decapoda; Palaemonidae. Gene Ontology annotation, cellular component: ubiquitin ligase complex; nucleus; cytoplasm. Gene Ontology annotation, biological process: positive regulation of proteasomal ubiquitin-dependent protein catabolic process; ubiquitin-dependent protein catabolic process; protein polyubiquitination. The record is from RefSeq and is a predicted model, not a curated record.
GAACGAUUCUUGUUUUCCAAUGACGUCAUCCACAACAGAAAAGAGAAGAAGGAAGAAAUAGUGGAAAGAGAAAAAGGAAUUACCUCCUAAUUUUGCCUUCGAGGGGUUGUCCUUGAGGCCCAGGAGUGUGCGAUAUGCAGUCCGACGAGGAAUACCUUUAUGAUUGUGAUUCAGGGAACGAAUCUUCGGGUGACGAUGUUGGUCUCGAGUUCGACCUCGAAGGAGAAUCUGGAGGGAGUUGUGUCGGGGCAGGGAAGUACCGAGACACGGAGGAUUACCCCUACGAGGUGCUGUCGACCGAGGAUAUCACGGCUCACAUGAUCGAGUGUAUCAAAGAAGUCAAUAGUGUAGUCAAUAUACCUAUCACAACUACCCGAAUAUUGCUCAACCACUUCAAAUGGGACAAGGAAAAGCUCAUGGAACGUUUCUAUGAUGGAGACCAGGAGAAGCUAUUUUUAGAGGCUCACGUUAUAAGCCCGUACAAAGGCUCAUGUAAAGCACAGAAGGUUUCAGUAAAGACUAGCAAUGGAAUGGAAGAGUGUGAGAUAUGCUUUCUCAACAUGCCCUCUGCUAUGAUGACCGGUAUUGAGUGUGGACAUCGCUUUUGCACCAGUUGUUGGACAGAGUACCUCACUACAAAGAUCAUUGAUGAAGGGAUGGGACAAACUAUUUCUUGUGCAGCUCACGCUUGUUCUAUACUUGUUGAUGAUCAGACAGUGAUGCGACUGAUAACCGAUCCCAAAGUCAAACUCAAGUACCAGCACCUUAUAACAAAGAGUUUUGUAGAGUGUAAUCGGCUACUACGUUGGUGUCCUUACCCAGAUUGUAAUUAUGCCAUCAAGGUACAAUAUCCAGAGGCACGACGAGUCAUGUGUAAAUGCAGGAAUGUGUUUUGUUUUAACUGUGGGGAAAAUUGGCAUGACCCUGUGAAAUGUCAUCUGUUAAAAAGUUGGAUCAAGAAAUGUGAUGAUGAUUCUGAAACCUCCAAUUGGAUUGCUGCUAAUACCAAGGAGUGUCCAAAAUGUAAAGUUACCAUAGAGAAGGAUGGUGGGUGCAAUCACAUGGUUUGCAAGAACCAAAGCUGUAAAGCAGAUUUUUGUUGGGUGUGCCUUGGGCCGUGGGAACCACAUGGUUCAUCUUGGUACUCUUGCAAUCGAUACGACGAGUUUGAGGCUAAACAAGCACGUGAUGCUCAAGAAAAAUCAAGAGCUGCUUUACAGCGUUACCUUUUUUAUUGCAACCGAUACAUGAACCACAUGCAGUCUUUGAAGUUUGAAAACAAGCUGUAUUCUGCUGUCAAAGAAAAGAUGGAGGAAAUGCAGCAGCAUAACAUGUCUUGGAUUGAGGUUCAGUUUUUAAAGAAAGCUGUGGAUAUUCUGUGUGAAUGCAGGCAGACUUUAAUGUUUACCUAUGUAUUUGCAUACUAUCUUCGAAAAAAUAACCAAUCAGUUAUUUUUGAGGACAACCAGAAAGAUGUGGAAAGUGCAACAGAAACACUUAGUGAGUAUUUGGAACGAGACAUUACCCAGGAGAAUCUAGCUGAUAUUAAGCAGAAAGUCCAGGAUAAAUAUAGGUACUGUGAUCAACGACGUAGAAAAUUACUUGAACAUGUACAUGAAGGAUAUGAGAAGGACUGGUGGGAUUACACUGAAAUCUAGUUAAGAAAGAUGAAUUAAAGUAUUUAUAGUUUUCAUCAGUCAUUGAAUUGUUAUAUGAUGUGAUGUAGACUGAAAUAUUGCCACCAGAGGCAAGGAUGUCAUGACACAGGGCUGUGUUAGUUAUGCAAGAGACCAAUUUGAAAAGAGAAAUGGCUUACUUCAGUAUGUGUUGUUAUAAUUAUGUGGUGCUGGGAAAUGCCAAGCAUUUCUUGCAUUGCAUUGGCAAAGCUUGAUUAGCUAUCCCUUCCAUCCUUACAUCCUGGUCACCACAUUGGAUUACCAUUCAAAGUCUAUGCAUUAAUGAGCACGAUUGAAUCCUAAAAGUUUAACAUAUAAUGGUGAACCUUGUUAGUUCUUUUUCCAAAGGAAGUUUAGACAAGUUGAAGUUAGGGAUUAAAAUUAUGCUUUUGGAAAGACAUACUGUACUUGCUUCCGUGUUCAGCAUAAUGCCUUUUUGUGGUCAGCAGAAGCUGAAUGCUAUAUUCAUUUAACUUGAAAUAUUUUUAAUAGAACUGACGAGAAUUAUACAGAAUACAUUUCCAGAAGUUAAUGUGUCCAGAAUGAAUCCUGCUCUUUAUGCUAUUUGUGGUUUUAGUGGAAAAUGUGAAUAUUUGGCCUUUAACAAGCUGGUCUGAUUGCAAGCAGUUGUAUAUGUGGCAAAACAAAUAUUCUAUCUUUCAGUAUAGUUCUGGAAAGAUUUUCCCCAUAGUGUUUGGGGAAAUGCAUUUACUGCAUAGACACUGUUGCACACUGUGACAUUGAAGUCAUUUAAGCAUAAAGUGUUCUCGUUUUAUUGCCAACUUUUAACCAGUGAAUUAGACAGCCCUAUGGAAAUGAAAGGGUGGUACUGAAAAUUGCAUUUGGCAUCCACAUUCAAAGUACAUAGAUAGGUACAACAUUUUAGGAGAGAUUGGACGUUAACUUGGUAACUUGAAAUUUAUUCCAUGAAACAUCUUCAAAAGCCAUACAAUUCUGAAGCUUAUUUUAAAAGGAAAAUACGUACUUUGAAGUUUAUAAUGCAAGGCAGUGUAAAAGAAUGUGGAAUCUUUGGUCUCUCAUUCGUUUUUCUUUUCCUUUGCUUCAAAGAACAUUGUAUUAUAUUACUAGAUACUGUAUUAUGGAUGAAUCCAGUCAACCACCAGAACUGCAAAUAACUUUUUUUUGUUUUUUUUUUAUUUUUUUUAUGUAUACUGGAAAUUUCUGGAAAAAGUUAUGAUAUACAGUAUGGGGUUGAGUUAUAUAAAUAGAAUGGAUAUCAUUCGCAUAGUAUGAUCUGAUGUAUGAAAGUAGUAAAUAAAGCUAGUGUUGAUGGGUUUCAUCCUUGCUGAGUUGCCUAUGAUUUUAUUUUUAUGUAGGUGAUUCAGAUUACCAAGCUAAAAUGCAACCAACUUAGGCAGAACUGGUAAAUGGCUUUAUAUUAUGUUGUCAGUGAAAGGUCUGGAGUAAUGAUGAAAGGUUUAUUUGGCUGAAUUCAGAUGGUGAUGGAAGUACAUUUACAUUUUCUUAGUUUACUUCACUCUGUUGUUCUAGACAAUGAUAAUGGUUUUUUUUAUAAUAUUCCAUCUAACUGGAAGGAAAUUUGCUCACCCAUAAGUCAUGGUGUUAAAGAAUCAGGUAGUUUCUGUGCAGCUAAGAUGUAUGUGAGAUUGAGAUUGGAGAAAAAAAGCCAGGCGAGGUUUUUCAUCAUUCUAAGUCAUUUCUAGGAUAAAACAUUUUAUUGUUGAUAGUGGUUCAAACUAUACUGCUUUAUUUUUUUUUAUAAAUAAAUCUUAACAAGGGUUAAUUCAGCUUUUCACAUAUAUUUCACCCAGUCUAAGAUAACUGUGAAUCUUAUUUUUAUGGUAGGGACCCUUUUUCAUUAUUUUUAAUUUUAGUGAGACACAAAAGGAAGCUUUGCUAUAUCAGUGGUAUCUAGUUAAUUAAACUAGCAAUUUUAUUGAUAAAUGAUGUCUGGUACAACCUUUAAUGGACCAUAACAGUGUACACAUUUUAUUUCUUGUCCAUUUUUUCUGUUAACUGCUUUCGAAGACAUGAAAAGUUGUAACUUCCAUCACUUUCGAAUCUAACUGAAAAACCUGUGAUAUUGCAAGCAUGAUGGCCAGUAUUGUAGGUGUUUGAGGGUUGCCAAAGGAAUGACAAAGAUAAUAACCAUAAAGAGUAAGAACAAGGAGAGUGAACUAGUAAAGAACUACUUGUGCUCCUCAGAGGAAAGAGGAAUGAGAUUGUGAUUGCAAUCAGGAGAGGGGAUUGUGUUUUGACAACAUUGGCUCAUCAGUGCAACAGCCUGUACAUUGUGUUACUUAGAUAUAUGCCUUAUCUGAAACAUGUAUAUAGACUGUAUAGAAUAAUGGAAAUGGGAUAAGCAAAUAGGAUGACUUUGUUAAAUGGAAAGUAAAUUAAUUUAAUGUUAUUUUUGAAGUACGAGUCUCUCUCUGUCUCUCUCUUUAACCAAAUAACUAUAAAUUUUGCAUACCUGUUGAUUCUUCCGUUGACUGACUAAAGCAUCCUCUUUUGCUAAUCUCCGAAUUAGUACCGUGUAGUACACUGGAUUCCCUUCCAUGGUGCAUGCAAGGGGUUAAUGCAGACAUGCAAACAUUGCCAAAAUGCAAACAUCAGCUAUUAUAUUUUGCUCGCAGCCUAAAUUAAUGCCGGAUGAGUUUUAGGUGCCAUGCAGUUUGUUGGUUUUCAAAGAUUGCGAAACGAUGAGAAUUGUAUACAGUCGGUUUUGAAGCAAGAGCGUAAGCCAGGAACACCACAUCUCCAUCAGUAGUUUUUAUUCAUAUUUACAUGUAUGAUGUAGAAGGGUUUUAGAGUUGCUUUCCAGUAGGAUGGAAAUAAGUGCUUAAUUUGGCGGCAGAUCUUACAAAAAAAAUAAAAAUAAAUAAAAUAAAAAAAAAGGGCAAAACAGACAUGAAGACUUGGUUAUGUGAAAUUUGAUGGGCAUUGAAAUGCAGUAGUAAAAUGGUAGUCAUUGAAAAUCUAAUUUUUUCAUGCUCAUUUUUUUGUUAUAAAAUUUUUUAUAACUUAGUUGGUGAAGCAACUAUUGAGUUUUCUUGUGAAAAAUCUUAAGAUUUGGUUGUUAACAGUUAUUCAAUUUCCUUAAAUGUAGGAAAAACAUUAAUUCCACCUGUUUCCUUUGUCUGCUAAUGUUUAAAUGUAAGAUUGUUUAUAUUUUAGAUGAUAAAGGUAAAUAUUAUGUUGAUAUUUGAGAAUGUAUUAAUAUAUUUUAUGGAUCAGCAGAAACUAGAUGUAAUAUUGUGUAUAUAUAUAUAUUUGAUGUCUAAAACAAGUAUUUUUUUUUAAUACAUAUUGUAAUUAUUUUAAAUUAGUUUAAUAGAACCACUGUGUCACAUUUCCACUCCUAUGGUUCCCGAGAAGAACUUCCUCUUUAUUAAGUGGUGAAAAUUGGAGCUGGGAGAAGUUUAAGAAGUUUGACCACUAGGUGGGAAGAGAUCAAAAUGUAUAGAUGAAAAAUAAGUCAGAAAGCAUUGCAGCAUAGGGUGAAGGAACUUAGCAAAAAACGUAAUUACCAUCUCCAUUGUAGUGCGUAGUAUAGUAUUUUAACAGUAUUGUAGAUGUUCAGACUACUAUAUCUUUGAAAGAAGCAGAAGGAACUGUGGGAAUUUAUUUUAUCAUUUCUAGUAUCCAUAACUUUAAUACAUGGUUUAUUUAAUGUUGAUGGAUACAGUUCAUUUAAUUCAUUUUCAAUCCUUUAAAAUUUGGUAAUAUUCUCCCAUAUUCAAGUUUUCAUUAAAAAUCCUAAUUUGAAUAAUUCACUGAAAGAUGUUUGAAUUAUUUUUCCUUCCGUUCUUUGUAUCCCUUUAAUCAUUCCCAUUUUCAACUUGAUAAAAUAUAAAAUUUAGUCUAACUAACCUUAUCAAGGUCAGAAAUAUUUCAUGUUGUCUUUUUUUCUAUGCCCUUAUUUGAAGACACAUUAUUCCUGAUUUGAAAUUAGGUUACCUUGUGAAUAGGACAAAUUAUGUUUGUGUGACUAAAGAGCAAAUUAGUAUCUCACUUUAUUGGACACAGAAUUAACAAAUGAUCUGUUAAUUUGUGUUAUGCUAUGAUUUUGUUAAAUGGCUUGAAUGAUUAAUUUGAAACAAGCUUGCUUUUGUAUGGAUUAACCCUGAUUUGAAACAAGCAUACUUUUGUAUGGAUUAACCAUGUGACACGUUGUAAAUGGUACUGAAGGAUCUUUGGGGUGCCAUUGUGGUUCCAGUAUAUUGCCUACGUUCUUGACUUGGCUGUCCAAUUUUUUUUUUUCACCUCAGAAGAACAAAUCCCUUGGGCACAUUCUACGAGACCAGAAAUGUGACUCUGGCCUCGAUAAACCAAUUUACUUCUUUAGUUGUAUUGAAGACUGAAAAUAUGAACACCCUUUCAAAUUGGUUUUGCUGUGCAGCUUGCCACUCAAGAUGAGUUUUUAACUUCAUGCCUGACAUUAGUACUUCAUAUGAUCUGAAUAUUAAAGGCAUUGAAAACAUUUUUAGCAAAUGAUAUAUCAUCACCUAUUCUGUACUGGGAUACUGGGAAUUAAGUAAUUACAUUGACCACUAUUAUUCUAGCAUCUCUGAUAAUGGGAGGUACUUUGAUACAGCAGCUAUCGAAUAUGUUUUUCCGUAAUUUGAGUAACGUAAUACAUGAGAAUUUUUGUUAAACAAAAAUCUAAGUGUUCUUAUGUACACUGUUGAGGUAUGUCCAGAUGGGCCGGUAUGAUUGCCAGACUUACGUUAUCAUAGGGAACCCAUAAAAUGAAAAAUAAAAGGACUGUUUUAUCAUUGAUCUUUUUAACUAGAGCAUGACUUGGCAUUUAGUAUAAAAGUAAAUAAAGAAAAUCCAAUAGAUUAGGUAACAUGAUCUUGCAAAAAUAAACAAGUUAACAUAAGCAAAUGCCUUAUUAAUAUUAAUAUAUAAAUACAAAGUACAUACGUAUACAUACUUUGUACUAUAAAAACAUAUACAUAUAUGUACUAUACAUGUUUAACUGAAUUACAAAAAUUUGGAUUAUAUAAAUACAUACACUCAUACAUGCAUAUGCAGUCGUGGCUCUCUAUAUUGACACAACUGAACUAUUCUUAGUAGCGCUCUCUCUCUCUCUCUCUCUCUCUCUCUCUCUCUCUCUCUCUCUCUCUCUCUCUCUCUCGUUUUGCUGUGUCGUGUUUGUAUCUUGUUUUUGGAUGUAUAGCUUUACUUUUGCUAGUUUUGUUCGGAAUCAAUGGCCAUGAAUGUGCUUAUGCUCAUUCUCACAUAGUUUAUAUUAUCAUGUUCAUAGCCAUAUUGUAGUUAUGUACUAUUAUUUCAUGGAUCCUGUAAACAUCUAUUUAGCCAGUCUUUGCACCACAUACUCGUCUUUUUCUUUAUACAUAUGCAGAUUGUUACGCAGCACAAGUUUCUUUUUCUAAGCAGUACUAGCCACAUUGUUUUUCGUACGAGUCUCCGGGCACACCCACCCAUUCGUCAGCUCUGCCGUGUGGACAACAUUCACUGGUAAGCAAGGCAGAAUUUGCCCACCUACUGCACUCCCCGGCGAUCCCGUCUGCUCGUCUGGACAGGCCUUUAGAAAAGGUAAAAUGGAUAUAAUUUGAAUAUUGGAUGUUUACAAUUGGGCAAUUAUGUUAUCCCGAAAGACACUUUUCAUGAAGUAAUCAGAUUGACAUGUAUUUCUGUAUCAUUAUUACAUUAUUAGAAAGAAUUGCGGUAAUUUUUUUUAAUAUUUUCUUUUACAGUAAUACAUAACCUAAUUUUGUCAUUUCUGAAAUUUACUAUCUGUAGUGUAGUUUACUCAUGAUAAGUGCUGGAAAUGUGUGGUGUGGAUAUUCACUUACUUUCAGCAUUUUGAGUCUGAUUACAGGUGUGUGGUGACAUCUCUUUAGUAUGGAUUAAUAAGAGAAAGGAAUUACUUUUUAUUGACUUACCAAAGGACUGAUCCAAAUGAGCAAAAUUUUUGUUUUUUAUAAUUAUGCCAGGACCUAUAGGUGUUCACAUUUUGCCAUACUUGGGAGAUUCGAGAUUGUUAAAAGUGGUAUGGCUAAACAGAAUGGCUAAAUGGUUAAAUUAUAAUUGUUAUGAUUAUUAUUUAGUUCAACACUUGCCAUUCUGGUUAUUUCCAGUGUUAGAAUACUUUGUUCCAUCAUAAAGGGAAUUUGUAGUUGCAUAUCAUAUUAGAUGUAAUUGAUAGACUUUUGAUGAAGAUGUGGUUUUUCUUGGAGAUGCUAAUAUGUACUGAUACAUUUAUAUAUUUAUAUACAUUUCUCUGGUUAAUUAUGUUACUAGAUGUUAUUGAAAAGCAAAAAGGCUGGUUCACCUGAAAUAAGGAAGUGUGAUAGUAUGAUAAGGCAUCUUAACUGCAUUCAUUUUAAUUUUGUUAUUACAGAAAAUUAUCAUCAGCAUUGUUAUUAUUAUUAUUGUAUUAAGGGUUGCAGUCUCUCCAUCGAUUAACAACUCAGGGCCGCACUAAUAGUGCCGUUCAUCAGAGGUUCCCUGGAUGUAGUCUUGUGGUCACAAACAUAAAGUUUAAAUCAUGCAAUAAGUAUAUGCAGUGAUAAUAGGUCCUUAUUCAAAAUCUAUUAAACCUUAGCUAAUGGUAAAAAAGGGAAAAAUAUUAGUUUGAUGUCUCACUCAAAAUUCAGUGAUCUUAAACAAUGUUCUUGCCACUGCAAGUGCCUAUCCAAGGAAUUUCUAAGAAAUGUUUCAGUCUGAAUGACUGAGCUGUAACCAAGUAUGGCUGCUGUCUACAUUGAAACUGAUACUAGUCCUGAUAAUUAGUCUGGAUAUAAGGACGUAAUCAUGAUGGCUCUUUUUAACUUUUUAGAUGUGAUAUAAUUUUGUUUGAGACUUUGAUAUAUUGUACCAUUUGUGAGGUGGUUAAAUGUAUCUUUGGUAGUUGCAAAGCAUGGGUGUUUUUCAGCAGUGUGAACAUUCAAGUGUGAAAAAGGUCAGUGUUGUUGAAGUGUAAUCUCUUGAAUGAUUAUUGUCUUUUCUAUAUAAGGGAAGAUUGCAGGGGAUGAAUGUAAAUCAGUGUUUUAAUUGUAUAAUAGUUAUCUUAAAUGUUGCAACUACAGCUAAUGUAGUUACUGCAUUGGUCAUUUACACUUUUUUUUUCUGGUGCAACUUCUAGUAGAAAUAAGGUUUGAUGGUACUGUAUUUAGUUUGGUGAACCACAGGUUUUAUGUUUCAUUAAAAAACUUCGUUUACCAAAUUGCGUGGUGUUACAUUCAAGUGUCUUGUUAAAUGUGAUCUGAAUCAGUGUAGUUUUGUCUUUAACCUAUAUGGUUACGUCUUUAUUCCACAGUGGUGUGCAAGUUCAUAGUGAAAAAAUUAGCAUCAGUUUUUAUCUUUGGGUGAUCCGGCCUUUGUUCAAGUUCAGCCAUCUGCAAUUUUUUUUUCUACUGUAUUCUUGUAUUAAUAUUCAAGGUGUUAUAAUAAAAUAAUUUCUUUUC